This is a messenger RNA of Penicillium crustosum, 294 nucleotides long. RefSeq lists its product as uncharacterized. The transcript has 3 exons. The record is from RefSeq and is a predicted model, not a curated record. Bases 1 to 294 code for a protein of 97 amino acids. Lineage: Eukaryota; Fungi; Ascomycota; Eurotiomycetes; Eurotiales; Aspergillaceae.
AUGGCUAACAAUGCCGCUAUGAUGGCGGCAUACAAGCGCCCCGACGCUUCAUCCUCCCCUCGCCCUCCUCUUCCUCCUACCACCUCUGUGGAGGCCACUGCCCCCCCUCCACUCUCGAACUCCAUUGCUGCCCCUCGGGAUAAUCCUGGUGUGGACUCUGAGCUGCUUUCAAGAUUCGGGAACGAAAAUAAUGCCUACGAGGACCUUGCAGAGAAGCUCGCAAGUGAGGACGAACCAGACCAGAGCGAAACCACCCAAGGCCCGCACAAAGAACGAGGGAACAGUAGGAGCUAG